This is a messenger RNA of Mycosarcoma maydis (corn smut), 1323 nucleotides long. RefSeq lists its product as uncharacterized. Gene Ontology annotation, biological process: regulation of transcription by RNA polymerase II. The coding region runs from base 1 to 1323 and encodes 440 amino acids. Gene Ontology annotation, molecular function: RNA polymerase II cis-regulatory region sequence-specific DNA binding; DNA-binding transcription activator activity, RNA polymerase II-specific. Gene Ontology annotation, cellular component: nucleus. NCBI's taxonomy places the organism in Eukaryota, Fungi, Basidiomycota, Ustilaginomycetes, Ustilaginales. The transcript has a single exon. The record is from RefSeq and is a predicted model, not a curated record.
AUGUCCGCUUCCACCUUUCCUCCCUUUGGCGCCACCAUCUUCGCAUCGUCCUCUUCGACUGACUCCAACUCCUCGGACCGCAUUGGCGCCGUGCAAAAAUUCCUUCUCGCCAGCGAUUGGUCGUCGCUCUCUUCUCUCAGCCCUCCCACCAACCCCGUUUCCGCCGUUGCUGAAGAAUCUUUCUCUUGGCCUUCCUCUGGUGUCGACGUUGCUCUCUUUCCCUCUUCGGUAGAGACCGUCAAGCCUACGAUGCUGCACGCUACUGCCAUCAGCAACGUCGUCUCUUCCGCUCCUGUCUCGGGUCUCUAUGAAACCCCGGCAGUUUCUUCCGGUAACGCUGCCUGCGCUGUUGCUGCCGCCGUCGCGCCAACUCCGUCUCCGCUGACACCUGCUCAUCGUCAAUCUUUCGACACAUGCUACACUGAUUCGGUUGGCUCGCCCGACUCGGAGCGUGACUUUCUCACGUCGCCUUCGAUGUUCGAUGAUAACGACUUUGAAUUCGACUCCGACACGCUCGCCAAUCACUUUCCCCUCUUCACUGACCAGGCCUAUGAAGAUCCGGUCGAGCCGCAGUCGGAAGAUCUCAUCGACGCUUUUGCCUCGAACGUCAAGCUCGAAGCAACCGAGCACGAUUCGCAGCUGACCGAGACAGACUUUGCUGCCAGUCAGUCCACAGUCAUGCCCUCACAAAGUCAGGUCAAGCUUGAGGAAGACUUUUACGGCGUGUCUUCCACCCUUGCCGAUGCCUUCAAGACCGAAGCUGAUGCUCACACCAUCAAGCUCGAGCCCAAGUCCGAAACGGAGCACGACGUCUGGUCGGCAGACGAGCUCAAGCCUUACUUUGGUGACGAGGACUCCAAGGCCGUCCUACUCAGCAGCCUCGCCAACGCCUUUGGCCACGACUUGGUCCAGCCCAUCAAAGAGUCGCUCAGCCAGCAAGAGGUGCAGAAGCCUUCGCAGGUGGGCCCCAUCCGCUCCACGCGUGUCGAUCGAGACCGCCGCUCCUCGCCCACCAAAGCUGCCGCCACCUCUUCGGCUGCUAGCCCAGCACCCAUCAUCGAUCCUAUCACCAAGGCCAAGCGCUGGCAGUGCACCGAGUGUGGCAAAUGGUUUGAUCGCGCCUACAACCUCAAGACGCAUCGAUACACGCACGAGGACCCCGAGACCCGUGCACGUCCCUUCCUUUGCCCAGACACCGAGUGCGAGAAGCAGUUUGCUCGCAAGCAUGACAUGCAGCGCCAUUUCGAGAACGUCCAUCGUGGCGGAGUCAGAAGGGCUAAAAGUGGCUCGGUCAAGCGGAGUCGCGCGGACGACCUUGGUUAA